CUUUGUUACAAAUUAGUUACAGAGCACGUGGUUUUGUUUCCUACCCUCUAAAAUUCUCUCAUAACCGUCUUCGUGGUCAGCUUAGCUUCUCUCAUACAGUAUUUUCUCUGUUGCUCUGUAAUGGGGUUUAGCUACUCCUCUGCUACGUCAACUUCUUCUCCAUAUGAGGAGGCCAACUUCUUCUCAAGGUAGUCUACUUCCUCUCUUCUGGCAUAAUUCUAUGAAUGGCGGAAUGUUUGUGCAGAAGGAAUCGUUCGCCUCCACUAGGGCGUGGCCAUCUUGACUCCAUCUCCAUGGACUUGAACAGCAUCAUCGAAGAAUUAGGGAGGGUCUCUGGUGCAGUCUAUACCCUCAGAUUUGCGUGGAAUUUGGAUGAGAUGCUACUACAUACUAUAUGUUGUGAUCUUAAGUGGAGUAGUGCUUUUUUCCCCUCUACACUGUUUGGGUGUCCGUACUGGUUGGUGUCUCUUCCUGUCCAGGAUUGCUCCUCUGCAACCUCCACCGCCUCAGUAACUGAUAGGGAGAGGGUGGGAGUGGUGCAGUACCAGUUGAUGAUCACUGCCGCAUUGCAGAGACACCCCAACCAUCAGUCAGUGGGUGGAUAUGAUGAUGCUAACUUCUUAUACAUGGUCAAGCAGAAGAAAACAUCGGCCUCCACUAUGCCUUCAUGGAGUAGCCUUCUUCAAUCCAUCUCCAAACAAUAUGGAUCGUCGAUGGUAUACUCGCAAGUGCUGGAGUGCUCCGCCCUUCAUUUACUCAGCAUUUGCCGCUCUUCUUUGCAACCUCUCUGCAACUGCAAGAUCACGCCUUACGCCUUCUCCGUUGUCUUCACUUCCGAUAAUUUGAAGAGAAAUCAAGACCUUAACAGACUGGAAAUAAUCGGAAAAGAGGAGUCAGUUGCACUUCUCAAGUUGCUCAAACUUGGAGAAGGCGAAGGCAAGUCGUUCGAAUGGAUUCUCCAAGAAGAGUUCAAAUCAGAAUUCAAACCCAUUCGUUAUAUCGAAGUAUGUGCUACCCUCGCUGCAAUCCUUGAGGACACGGUACUUAAUCCCUCCAAUCGGUUGGUUCCCUUUGCAAUUGUUCAUCAAGCAUGUUCUUCCCCAACGUUUUCUUCAGAUCCAUUCCUCCCGAUUCUUAUGAAUGUAAUAGGUGGAAACGAAGGUGCACCGCUGGAUGAAAGGGGAGAAGGAUCGGAGGGUUCAGAUAUAGUUGAAGAUUUGGUCCUGUCUGACGAUUCUGACGACAAUUAUCGCGAAAGGCUCAUUCCAGUGUAUGAAGAUGGCAUAGAAGAGAAAGUUGGCGAAGUAAGCUUAAUCGAAGCUUUUGGCUACACCAGUUUUGCCAGGCAGGUGGCUCGUGCAAAUAAAGAAGAGAAUGAGCGAGGCGGGGAAGGCUGGCUAGCUGGCAUCUUCCAUGUGCUCUGGCCGUGGCCCCGGUAUGAUACAACCUAUCACGAUGUUCACGACGAAGUGUUAGAUCCUAGGAAGGUCCAUUGGCUCUCCUUUCUAAGGUCUAUCCAACUCGUUCGAGUGAAGAGAAGUUAUAUGGAUCCUGUUGGCCAAGUAAUACGGGUUCGGUUCUGGAGUCUGGAAAAGGUGGAUGAAGUCGUGAUGCAGAGAAAGUAUAUCCAUAGCCGGAGGGAUUUCGUAGCCGUGCUGCAUAUGACUUGGGCCGCCUGGAAAGAUCAAGAACCCAGCUAUCAAUGCCCCGCUGAGGCCGUGGUUGAUGGGGGGCGAUUGCAAUAUCUCCGAUCAAACCUCAGUGAGAUCCCUUUUGAGUUGGAGGACGAUAGAGAAGACGACUCGGAGGAUCCUGAGUGGGACUCCUUCUUCGCGGCAGUGUCCUUGAUCAUAUGCACCACAACUGAUACCCCGUAAUUGACAGGAAAAGGAAUGGAUCGCCUAUGGACAACUAUCACCUUUUCCUCUAUUUUCUUAAUUUUCCGUGACAUUGCAAUAAAAGGUGGCAUGAACACUCUUGUUUGGUUUAGAAUGUUUGGUUAAUGUGUCUUCCAUAACUUCUUCCUAUCGAUCAAAUUGACGUGCAAACUUGAUGAUUUCAAAUAUAUCCUCUUGUGAUAUACUACGUAUUUAAUUUUGUCUAAGUUAUUUAUGCUUUAGGA
This is a messenger RNA of Cuscuta epithymum, 2122 nucleotides long. NCBI's taxonomy places the organism in Eukaryota, Viridiplantae, Streptophyta, Magnoliopsida, Solanales, Convolvulaceae. The record is from the annotation of a GenBank genome assembly.